Molecule: messenger RNA, 891 nt
Organism: Angiostrongylus costaricensis
Lineage: Eukaryota; Metazoa; Nematoda; Chromadorea; Rhabditida; Metastrongylidae
Source: the annotation of a GenBank genome assembly
AUGUUGGUCGGUUUGAUCGUUGAGCGAUAUGACGAUGAGCUUGUAAUAUAUUGCCGAUCAGGCGACUACCGAGUUUCCCUUCCUGAAUUUGGUGCUGAAUUCGAAGUGGGAACGUGGGUAGGAGUUAAAGUGUCUGAUGAUGAGGUUGAGAUCAGUGGGAUUCUUAACGUGGACGGUCUGCCAGAAGUCAGGGUUGUGUGUGGUAAAGCAGAGACUUUUGAGCCAACGAAUCUGCUGACAUUUCAGCAAUGUCCUGAUUCUCAAGAGCUUCUUCAUUAUUUGCAGUUAUACUUAAAAUGUGGCAGUCUGCAUCUCCGUCUCAACUACGAAGAGAGGAAUCUUUUCCAAAGAGUGAAAUGGGGCGUUUGUGAAGUCGCUGCAGUUAUUUCUUCAGUUCCGCACCAUCCACAUUCUGAUGCUGUUGAUCCUUUCGAUGAGAAUUGGCUACCUCGUUAUAUUCCGAAUUCGAACGAGGAGAGAAAAGGACGAUCGUGCCUGAAUAGAGUGCUAACUUCGCCACACCAUGUACGAGAAACUGAAAGAAUCCGUGAUGAAACAGUAUGCAUAAGAGAAGUUCCAGUUUCGCCGAAGACUUUCGACCGCAGGAGGAGACAGCGAGUAACUGCGUUAGCGAUGGUGAUGCUCUUUGAUGAGAAAAAGCGGCGACACAUAGUAUGGUUGCUCCAAUAUCAUGUGGAAGCCGUCUUUUAUCCAGAUCGCAACCUACAACCUGGCCACUUCUUCCAGGGACGAUUUGCUAUUGGUGGAUCUUUUAAGAACAAAUGUCAUGGUUACAUCCAGGAGAUUCCUAGACUUAUUGAAUGUUAUUUCGACAGAGCAACCAACGAGUUGGAGGUUAGUGCCUGCUCGUUAAUAUGUUUUCAGAAAUGA